AUGCAUCUAAAGGAGAAUCGAGUUCUAGAGAAAUAUCGGGAGUCGUUAAAAGGCGACAAAUGUACAGAAGAAGACUCUUUAACCAGACACAUCAAAACAAAACACAAAGAAAUUAAUUUCACGUGUCCGCAUUGCCCGAAAGCGUACUUAACCAGAGCUAGUUUGAAUCACCACAUCAAAGGCCAUCACGGCGACUCCACAGAGAGAAAAAAAUACACUUGUCCUUAUUGCGACAAAAUAUUCUCGAACGUUAGAACGAAAAACGCGCACGUCAGGAUACACGAGGGCAUUAAGAUCAACUGCCCGCAUUGCCCGAGCACCUUGGCGACGAAAUCCAGCUUGAAAGCGCACAUCAAACAAAUACACGAAAGUGCCCCCAAACAGAAAGCGCAGAUGCACAACUGCGCGCAAUGUGCGGACAAAUUCCUCAAAAGAGACGCUCUAAUCCGUCACAUUGAUGCGAAACACGGGGGUUUCAAGUACAGCUGUCCGCAUUGCCCGAAAGCGUACUCGACAAGGAAUAUUUUGCAACAACACGUUCAGAGUAAACACUCGCAAAGAAAAAACCACGAGUGCUCGCAGUGCGACAAAUCUUUCUCGACCGUGUACUGUCUAAAGUCGCACGUUAUAUCGGCGCACGAAGGGGUUAAACUGCCUUGCCCGCAGUGCCGAAAAAUGUUCACCAACGUGGAGUACCACCUUCGAUUCGUGCACGCCGUGCAAAAAGAGUACGGGUGUCCACUGUGCGACGAAAAAUUCUCGACCAGGCCAAGCAGAUUGGAGCACAUUAAAAAAACGCACGACGGCUAUCGUUACAAAUGCACGUAUUGCCCAAAAUCUUACAAAAGAAAAUACCAAUUAAUGUAUCACAUUCGAAUUGAGCAUGACGGUUCCCUACAAAGAUAUAAAUUCGUAUGUCCGCAUUGCCCGAAAGCUUUCACGAGAAGCGAUUAUUUAAAGAAGCACGUUAAAAUCAAACACGGCGAUCCCCUACAAAGGAUUACGUACGAUGGUCCACAUUGCCCAAAAGCCUUUAAAAGCGGCGAAGAUUUAAACAGAUACGUUCAAAGCCAACAUGGAGAUCCCUCACAAAAACAAAAUACAAAGUAG
Molecule: messenger RNA, 1110 nt
Organism: Brassicogethes aeneus
Lineage: Eukaryota; Metazoa; Arthropoda; Insecta; Coleoptera; Nitidulidae
Source: the annotation of a GenBank genome assembly